Acanthosepion pharaonis is the source of this 642-nucleotide messenger RNA. The record is from the annotation of a GenBank genome assembly. NCBI's taxonomy places the organism in Eukaryota, Metazoa, Mollusca, Cephalopoda, Sepiida, Sepiidae.
AUGCCAUUUCCCACCUUCUUCCUUUUUCUAAGUUGUAGGAUUCAGCCCAAACCCACUUUCUACUACUACUACUACUACUUGAUAUAUAUUUUUCUCUCUUUUUUUCUCUCUCUCUUUUUUCUCUCUUUUUCUUCUUUUUCUCUCUUUUCUUCUUUUUCUCUCUUCUUCUCUUUUUCUCUCUUUUUUCUUCUUCUUUUCUCUCUUUUCUUUUUUUUUUCCUCUCUUUUCUUCUUUUCUUUUUCUCUUCUCUUUUCUUCUUUUUCUCUCUUUUCUCUUUCUCUUUUCUCUCUUUUUCUUUUCUCCUUUUUCUCUUUUUCUCUUUUCUCUCUUUUCUCUCUUUUCUCUUUCUCUUUUUCUUUUUUCUUUUCUUUUCUCUUUUCUCUUUUCUUUUUUUUCUUUAUUCUUUUUUUUCUUUUCUUUUUUUUUUUUUUUUCUUAUUUUUUUUUUUUUUUUUUUUUUCAUCUUUUUUUUUUUUUCAUUUUUUUUAUGGACUUGUAUAUGUUCCUUCUUCCUAUCCCCCACCUUCACUACUUUGGUGUUUCUUUUCCUUUUUUUUCUAUUUCUCUCUUAAAUGCUUUUUCCCUUAUUUGCUGUUUCUUCCUGUUUUCCUUUUUUUUCUUCUUUCUUUCUAUCCUUUUUUAA